Colossoma macropomum (tambaqui) is the source of this 2415-nucleotide messenger RNA. It is a transcript of the gene b4galt6, whose product is annotated as UDP-Gal:betaGlcNAc beta 1,4- galactosyltransferase, polypeptide 6. NCBI's taxonomy places the organism in Eukaryota, Metazoa, Chordata, Actinopteri, Characiformes, Serrasalmidae. The transcript has 9 exons. Gene Ontology annotation, molecular function: UDP-galactose:glucosylceramide beta-1,4-galactosyltransferase activity. Gene Ontology annotation, biological process: glycosphingolipid biosynthetic process; carbohydrate metabolic process. Bases 665 to 1810 code for a protein of 381 amino acids. The record is from RefSeq and is a predicted model, not a curated record.
CUGGCCAGCGAUGUCUGCAGCGCCAGCAGAAAUGAAACUGAAGGGGCUUCGUAUUUUUCCCUUGGGCCAUAGUUUUCAGCUCCGUUGUUAUUUUUGUCCGUGGUAGUGUCUUGAAUGUCACCCGUAAUACCUGAGUGUCGGGACAGGGCUGCUCCUCCGACUGAGCGGGGUUGAGAUUGAGAGUGAGAGUGGGCGCAGCUCAGUGAGGCUGAGUAAGUGGGAGGAGGCGGUAGAUUAACAUCCUCAUCGUUUCAAUUCCUCCUUCUGACCAAGUCCGUAUCAAACAUGUUGCAUGAUCAGCUGCGGCUAUGAAUACAUGUUACUCUUUAAUUUUAGCUUUAUAAAAUCCAAAAUGCAGCGUCUGCCGUGUGCGCGGCUUGGCGCUGCUUGAUACAGCAGCGGCAGCAGCGCUGGGCCUGCUUUUUUCUUUCAAUCUGGAAAUUUCUUGACUUCAGCAGGACGGGUCGCUUAACCGAGCUAGCUUAGCUUUUUCGCCGCAUCCCUCCCUCUUCACUGCUGGCCCACCACAGGCUACAACGAUGCGGACUUUAGCAGAGCCUUGAUUACUGGGGGGGGAAACAUUUUUUAUUUUCUGUCGAAAGGAAGGAGCUUAAUAUUUUAUGGACCUGACGGUUAGCUAGUAGCAACUGCUCAGCGCAAAGAAAUGUUCAAUUCGAGGCGGCUGUUGCGGUUGUCGAACCGCUCCUUCUUGGCCUUCAUUUUUUUCUUCUCCAUGUCUACGACCUGUCUGUACUUCAUUUAUGUGGCCCCUGGAAUAGCCAACACAUACUUCUUCAUGGUGCAGGCUCAGGGUAUGAUGUUACGGGACAACGUGCGGACGUUUGGUCAGAUGAUCAGAUCGUACACCAAUAAGAACAGCACGCUCAAUGGCACAGAUUAUCCAGAUGGGAAUAACUCCAGUGAAUAUCUUGUUCAGCCGACUACAUACCUCCCCGAGAACUUCACUUACGCUCAGAAUCUGCCCUGUCCUGAGCGAUUACCUUCUAUGAAGGGUCUUAUGGAAAUAAACAUGACUGAGGUUCCUAUGGAGGAGGUUGAACUGAGCCUUGGACAGCUGGGCAUUCAGUCUGGGGGUCACUGGAGACCUGAAGACUGCAAACCACGCUGGAAGGUGGCAAUUCUUAUCCCCUUUAGGAAUCGUCAUGAACAUCUCCCCAUCCUGUUUCAGCACCUCGCUCCUAUGCUGCAGCGCCAGCGCUUGCAGUUUGCAUUUUAUGUCAUUGAACAGGCAGGUACACAGCCAUUUAACCGCGCCAUGCUGUUUAAUGUGGGCUUCAAGGAGGCAAUGAAAGACCUGGACUGGGACUGUGUGGUGUUCCACGAUGUCGAUCAUAUACCUGAAAAUGACCGAAAUUAUUAUGGUUGUGGGCAGAUGCCUCGGCACUUCGCUACAAAGCUCGACAAGUAUAUGUACAUCCUGCCCUACAAUGAGUUCUUUGGAGGAGUGAGUGGACUUACGGUGGAGCAGUUCCGCAAGAUCAACGGCUUUCCCAAUGCAUUCUGGGGCUGGGGAGGGGAGGACGAUGACCUCUGGAACAGGGUACACUUUGCCGGAUUUAAUGUGACCAGGCCUGAGGGGGAGAUUGGCAAAUACAAAUCAAUUCCACAUCACCACAGAGGAGAAGUGCAGUUUCUUGGAAGGUAUAAGUUGCUAAGGUAUUCUAAAGAAAGGCAGCAUCUGGACGGCCUGAAUAAUCUGCAGUAUUCUCCGGAAAUCUCUUUAAGUAGUCUGUAUAAGAACAUCACUGUUAACCUGAGCCCUGAGCUGGCCCCCAUCACAGAGUACUGACCACUCCACCUCCAUUCACCUGUCUUUCACCUGUCCCUCGAUACCCGAAUAUGAUCCAGCACCCGUGGAGUGGGGAGAGGGGUGCGUGACCACAACAUGAUGUACGUACUGCUGCCAAGUAACCUUAAAACCAAGAGACAAGGGGUUAAAGGCCUGAAUACUCGAACAGUUGAUUGUGAGUGUGUGGUUGUGUGUAUGUUGGGUCAUACCCAUGUUUUUGUAAGCGUGUGCCUGUGCGUGUCCCGCUGCAUGUUUCUGUGUUCAUACUGGCUUUAGCUACUCGAAUCACAUCACGCUACCAAAAAUGGGAAAAGAAAACCAACGAAAAACAAUCGAGGGAGAGAGAAAGGCAGGUAGUGCCAGCGUCAACAAAUCAGAUGUUUACUGCAAAGCCUUAACUGAUUUUCCUAGGCUAUUAUCACUCUGUGUCUCCAUUUCCAUCUGUGCUGACAAUGUAGAAAGCUCAGUUUUACAGUUCAGCAGCAGCCUAGACGCCAAUAGACAUUUUACAGCACGUUUUGUAUCAUACUAUAGUAUUUUAAGACACAGUAUUUUUUUUUCCUUCUGCAGAAAAAAAAUUCUGUGGAUGAUUUGUGUAUGUACUG